Molecule: messenger RNA, 2646 nt
Organism: Sphenostylis stenocarpa
Lineage: Eukaryota; Viridiplantae; Streptophyta; Magnoliopsida; Fabales; Fabaceae
Source: the annotation of a GenBank genome assembly
AUGAGGGAGGUGUGUAAACUGGGGGAAAGCAUAGACUCAUGCAGUAAAUUGGAGAGAAAUUUGGUGGAAGUUAGACUUUCAGAUGGUGAGAUGAGUGGAAGUGGCAAAAAGCGCUCUUCAAAGUGGGAUUUGAGAGUUGAUCCUGAAUUUUCACCUGAGGAUAAUAAGCAAUUAAGGUCUGGGUGGUCCUCUGCAGAUGUUGCUGGUGGGAAUAGUUCGAAGUGGUCAUAUUUGGAGGGAAGUGAUAAAGUAAAGCCCGGUAUGGGAUUUUCAUCCAAGGAACCUUUUUCUGGAGGCAGAGGUUCACAUAAGGAAGAUGUUAUGAAUAAAGACUACGUAGGUUUGGAUGCAUCAAUGGAAUGGGAUGAGGAUGGAAACUACAGCAAGAAAAUGUCUCCUGGAUCUGAGGAAUGGAAGCAUAAGAGACAUAGUCAAUCCCCUCAAAAUGGUUGGAGCAGGUCAGUCAGGAGUCGAAGCAGGAGCCCUCCUCAUGGUUUUAAGUGGGAUUCAGGAGUCAAUGACAGAAACAGAAUGCGGGCUGGAGGAUCUACUCAACCAUGUAGAGAUUUUGCAGCUGGUAAAUGCAGAAGAGGCAGCCAUUGCCAUUUUCUUCAUCAUGAUAAUCAAAACCAUGAAGAUAGUUGGGAAAAUAAGUGCAGGGAAGAUGGAGCUCCUAGAUAUUCUACUCCCCAUGAGGGUAGAGACUAUUCUCUUAAAAGUGGCAGAUCUAAUGAAGCUUGUACUAAUUUUGCAAAAGGCAGGUGUAGAAUGGGAGCAUCAUGCAAGUUUGUGCAUCAUGAGAAUUCUGAUGGACAUGGUAAAGUUUCUGGGGAUGAAUUAACUAGAGAGAAGGAAAUUGAUAGAAGGCACAGAGAUACUUCAUUUGAGCAGGGUGGCGGGCAUGGGCCAAACCGAAGUGGUGAUACUCUUUGCAAAUUUUUUGCUAAUGGAAAUUGUCGAAAUGGUAAGUAUUGUAGAUUUUCUCAUGAUAGGCAAGCAUGUAGGAGUCCUAAUAGAAGAUUAAGAGAUGAUAGGUGGACAAGCAAUCCAGGGGGAGAUCACCAUAGACUGGAUAGAUCGAAAUUCAGUGAUUCAGAUAGUCCUAAUAGAAGGCCAAGGGAUGAUAGGUGGGGUUCUGAUGGUAACAAGGCUGAUGCAGAUAAAGUUUGGGAGAGUCCAAAGUGGAAUGAUACAGUUGCUGUCUCUGAUUCAGCAAAGCUGGUUGAGGACAAAAGUGAAAAUGUGGGUGCUGCAGAGCCAGGAUUCACUCCUUUACCUACAAGGUAUGGAUGGAGUCAUAGUUUGGAUAAGAGCAGAGUGCAUGGCGAGCAGCCCUUUCCAAGUGAUAAGAAGGAAGCUGACAGUUGGAUAUCAGGAAAUGCUGCAGCCAACAUGCAUGUUUCCCAGUCAAUAGGUACUGAUAUCUGGUUAGGUGAUACCAAAAUGUCUCCUGAUUGGCAUUACAGGGUGGGAUCCUCCAGCAGUAUUGAAGAAAAACAUGAACAAAAUAAGCGUGGGAUAACACAAGGUGGUACAUAUUUACCCACGUCUGAACAUGACAGAAUACAAAUUGCUUCAGGACAAAGCAUUAAUCAGAAUACUGAGAGUUUGAAUCCUUUGCAUUCUUCAAGCCGCCAGGCAGUUGGACAAAGUCAAUUACCAGUUCCAGUUCUACCUUCAAAGGGAGGAAUUAUUGAUGGAAUGCCGAACCAGGAAGUCUCUACUGAGAAGAAAUACACUUCUGAACCAAAUAUCAUGGAUGCAAGCUUAUCACAAGCUAGUUCAAGAAAUCCUCCUCCAACUGAGAACGUUGUUGGCCAAGAACAACUUGCGCAGCUUACCAAUCUCUCAGCCUCGCUUGCCCAUAUCCUUGGGUCAGGGCAACAGCUGCCACAACUUUAUGCUGCUUUAAAUUCUCACUAUGUAAAGGACACAUCCUCCCUAGCAAAGGCUGAGGUGCCUGCUGUGCCUGUUUCCAAUACGAUCAUGAGGCCAGAUCCUGUUCUUGGACUCCCAAAGCAGUAUGAUCCAAUGUGUGAUAGUGUUGAGCCAAAGAGUGCUGUUGCAAGUGGGGUACUCCCAUCCAUUCCUCCAAGUACCAAAGUUGCAGAAGAUGUAGUUGAAAUUCCAUCACAGUUGUCCAACAGUGCAAGACAAAAUCAUGGUGAUUCUUCUAAGGCUGCUCGCUCAGAAGAACUUGUCAAGAGUGAUCCUCUAAUCCAGUUGCAAUCAGGUCAAAGCACGGGGGUUGAUAAGGAUAAUAAUAAGGAAGUGUUACCUGGGGAAAGAUGCAAAGCUCGAGAUGACGCCAAAAGUACCAAAGAGAAUGGUCCUCUGGAAAACGUGGAGCAAACUGGAGGUCCUGAUGAGGCCAGGAAAACAAAGGAUUUGAAGGGGAUUCGUGCAUUUAAAUUUGCACUGGUUGAGUUUGUUAAGGAGCUUCUGAAACCAACAUGGAAAGAAGGUCAAAUCACCAAAGAAGAUUAUAAAACAAUUGUGAAGAAAGUCGUAGAUAAAGUAACCGGUUCCAUGCAGGGGGCCAAUAUUCCUCAGACACAGGAGAAAAUUGACAACUAUUUGUCAUUUUCAAAACCAAAGCUUAACAAACUUGUACAGGCGUAUGUGGAAAAGGUUCAGAAGGCUUAG